Neolamprologus brichardi is the source of this 1743-nucleotide messenger RNA. NCBI's taxonomy places the organism in Eukaryota, Metazoa, Chordata, Actinopteri, Cichliformes, Cichlidae. The record is from RefSeq and is a predicted model, not a curated record.
AUGCUGACCACAAACAGCGGUGUCAGGACCAGCCUGUGGAUUAUUUUCCUCUGCAGCUCAGGUGUCUGCGCCAGGAGGCAGCACGAUGCUGACGAGUCCUGGUCGGAGACCGUUUCCAGGGCCAGGUGUGCGUCGCGAUGCCUCAGCUUGCACAGUGUAGCGGCGCUCUCGAUUCUGCAGUCUCGUCUUCAGAACAACGGAUCCCUGGGCUGGUGUCGUGAUCAUAAACAGUGUGCAAAGACGACGGAGCAGAGAGCGAGGCUGUCGGACGUCCGGCCCGGUCGCUGGUACCAGUUUAGAGUGGCAGCCGUUAACCUUCACGGGACCAGAGGUUUCACCACGCCCAGCAGACACUUCCACUCAAGCAGAGAUCCCUCCAAUCCUCCUGCUCCUACUGAGCUGAGAGUAGCAAACAUGAGUUUUGGUCCCGGGAGCACAGUGGCAGCCAGGAUUGAGUGGAGCGUGCCUCCUGACCUGGAUGUUCCCGUCCACCACUACAAGGUCAGCUGGAGCUGGACUGCAGUCGGACAUUCAUCUGCCUCAUCCCUGACCAAGAGGAGGAAGACGGUCAGAAAGAGCCAGGUGGAGCUGGACAGCAUGAGGACCAACAGGAGCUACAGUGUGGAGGUUCAGGCUGUGUCUCACUGGGGACAAACUCAGUUCAAAGGACCGCGCGCUGUCCUCCGCUUCACCACGCAGCAAAGCACGAGUGCUCCCAGAAGCCCUGCAGGUGACGUGCUGGAUGUGGGGACACCGUUCUACCAGGACGGACAGCUCAGGGUUCAUGUUUACUGGCAGAGAAGCGUGGAUCCUUUGGUUGAAUUCUACAGAGUCCAGUGGGGACCUGAAUCCUGCGGACACAACCAGACCAGCCCUGUGCAGAAGACCAGUACAAAGGAGAGCUUUAUCAGCCUGCAGGGCUUACUCUUCUCCUGUAAGUAUAAAGUCCUUCUGCAGCCAGUCAGCAAGACGAGUCGUCCUCUGGCAGAAAGCACCAGCUUUCAUACGCCUCCCUGCACCGCCAUCCAGGCCAAGAGUCCAACACCUGUCAACUGUCCCAGAGAAACCGCUGUGAAUCUUCAGAAAGUCCUGAUGAAACCAACCAACCUGAUCGCAUCUUUUGAGGUCCUGGGUGGCAACGUGACAGCUAUCUUUAGCUGGGAUAUAUCUAUGACUUCAUCCCACCAGCAGCUAACUGGUUACCAGGUUACCUGGGCAGAAGUCAUCUCAACUAACCGCAACUACAAUGUCAAGCUGCCUCGCACCUUGAUCUCCCAGUCCCAGAUCCUACCGCCGGAUGGUAAUGUUCUAGUGGUGUCAGGCCUGCGCCCUGCUAGUUUGUACAGGCUGGAGGUACAGGCCAUCACAACGGAGGGUGAAGGUCCUACAACCAGGAGAACCUUCCAGACCCCUGGAUACCAAAGCACCUUACUGCACAGAUCAAGGCUGAGGAAGCAUCCCGAGCAGCCAAUCACUGACAGACACUGAGACCAGACGGCCUCAUGAACCGAGCUCCCAAAACAAUAAAGAAGAAGCCGCAGAGCAGCGAUGCUAACUGACAAAUGCCAGCUCGUCAGUGACAACAAGACAACAAGUGACAGCUGACAGACAUAUGAAUCCCUCCCUGCAGUAUCCCAUAAUGGACCGAAGCUUUACCGAACGUAACCCUCAAGUAAGCAUGUAAACAACAUAUUUCAGUAAAAGUACGGAUACAACUUCCACCAACAGGAAGAUAAACAAAAA